GAAGUAGCCGCACUUGGAUUUUGCGUUUUGAUAGACGAUCAUAACUCAGAAGCUUCUGAUUGGACAACUUUAGAUGAGGCUUUUUGUUUGGUUGAGGCGAACGUUCCCAAUAUUAUAAGUAUUAUUGUGGUGUGCACUGAAAAUGAACCCAAAAUCGAAGCAACGUCAUUGUUUACAACUAGUGGAUUUAAGUAUUUUGUUGUCGCAACUGUGGAAAAACUACACAGUUUUGUUCAACAGGACCAACUGCUUCCUCAGCAUUCUGGUAGUUACAAAUAUAAUCACCAGGAGUGGAUUAGUUUCAGAAUGUUCCUGGAGCCCUUCAUUAAUGGCUGUCAGUUACUGGGUCGCCACCUAGUGACCGUCAUGCAAGAGCUGCGAGGGAACAAACUUCCACCAACUGCUUCAUUAACAAGCCAGAUAAUUGAACAAGAAAAAAGAAUUAUAAAUCAGGCUUUUCAGGACGAACAAUUGCGCCAUCUAGUAGAGGAAGGAGAUACUGUUUUAAAAGAAUUGGAGUCGUACGGCAAUAAAACCAUGAAUAAUCUUGAUUAUAGAGAUUCGUUCAUGAAAGCAAGAAGCCUACACAACGAGUUAAAAAAGACCACGGCAAAAUUAGCCCAACUAGCAGACCAAAGGCUGAAAAAACUGGGAGAAUAUCUGCAGGUUAAAACCUUCGAAGAAGAAGCACAUCAGGUGUUGGAAUGGCUGUGCCAAAGUGGGCAGGAGACGCUCGACAGACAGCAAGUUCUUGCAGAUUCCUUGCCUACUAUUAAAGAGCAAGAAGGGGAGUUCGAGAAGUUUUAUUUCUUAGCGAUGCGGCAACUGGAGAAGGGAAAUGAUCUGCUGGAAGACGCCACCACACUCAAUCCGAAAAUCUCCAACGGCUCAAGUAAUUAUCCAGUUCUAAGCAAUGACAGUGGACAGGGGGAAGUGGAGCGACUUACAGCGUCCUUGAAAGAUCACCUGAACACAUUUACAGAGCACCUGGAAGAUACUCGAGAACGUUUAGAAGAUGCUGCCAAAUGUUACUGUCAUCUAGAUAGAUCUUAUGAAUGGGCUUUGGAAGCUAUGAAAUAUUUGUCAAAGAUGGAAGUCGAAGAACCCACAUCUCCUAAUCUAAUGAAGAUGUUGAAGUCCCUUCAAGACUAUCUUGACAAUCAUCCUCCAAUUACACAAGAAACAUUUCAGGAAAUGGAACAACUGGCAACAAAAUUAGAAGAUACAAAUCUACUUGACCAGUGCAAGGUUGCUCAUACUCGUUGUCAAGAAGCAAUGGAAUUAAUCCAGACCAGACAGGCUAUUCUAUUGAAGGCUAAGCAGCACCAAGAAAUAGAGGUACUUCAACAUCAGCCAGACCUGUGGGAUUCAGAGUCAACCAUUGCUGCUAAUUUCCAACAACACCAUAACUGGAUUCCUCAGUACAUGAGCACACCUGGUGCACCUUCAUCCUCAUCAUCAGGUUUCUACAGGAGGAGAUCUAUAGCUACUUCAUCUCCUCAGAAUCAUGGUUGUCCCGUUGGUUCCUACACCUCAUUUCCAAGCAGCUAUCACCCAAUGUCAGGAUUGAAGGAUGGUUAUCAAAGCCACUUCAUUGAUGACAAAGAAGACCAAAUUGUCAGUCAAGGAUUUAUUACAGAAGACCUUACAACACAGGGACCAGUGGCAUCAAUUUCUUUGAGCAAACUCGAGGCUCGAAGUAACAGUGCUCAGAAGGAAACUCACGCCUAUGGUAUGGUUAAAAGCUCAAGUGGGAGUAGUCUCGUCGGACUGAAAGACAGAAUAAUUGGCAGUAUAGUUGCUGGAGCUGCUUCCAUUCAGAAUUCUUCAAAGGAAGGGCUAUCUCAUCAUCGUCCUCUGAAGAAGCUGAUGAAACGGUGUCAGACAUGGCAACUCUGUGAAGAAGCUCUUCAGAAAGCUACAUCUGAAGUUCGGGAACAGAAUGAGAAAUUAACUUUUGAUCAAGGACCAGCAGAAAGUGUUCAGUCUGAGGAGAGUGACUCAAGUGUAUUAGCAACUGAGAAAUCCAGUGGUUCGAGUUACUCCCCCAAAUGUGCUUUGAUCCAAUCUUUAUCAGAUCCAGGGAGCUCACCUGUUCCAGUUAACAGCCAUUUAACAAAAACUGUUAGUGUCAGCCUGCCAGAACAGAAAGAACUUGAUCAAGAAGUAAAAAGAAAGACGACCUUAUUGCACAUCAUGAGAGAAAUGAUUCAAACAGAGCAGGACUAUGUCAAAUCCUUGGAGUAUAUAAUUGAGAAUUAUAUACCUGAACUGCUACGAGAAGACAUUCCACAAGUCUUACGAGGUCAGCGAAAUGUCAUUUUUGGGAACAUUGAGAAGAUUUACGAGUUCCACAACCAGUAUUUUCUAAGUCAGCUUGAGAACUGUGAGAAUUUUCCAUUUCUUGUUGGCCAGUGUUUCCUUGUUUAUGAAACUCAAUUUUACCUUUAUGCAUUGUACAACAAGAAUAAACCAAAGUCAGAAGCACUGAUGGCUGAAUAUGGAAACACAUUUUUCAAGAAAAAACAGCUGGAACUGGGUGAUAAAAUGGAUCUAGCUAGCUACUUGCUGAAGCCCGUCCAGAGGAUGGGAAAAUAUGCUCUUCUUUUGAAACAAUUGCUUAAGGAAUGCCCAGAAUGUGAACCUGAGCAUGAGGAUCUAAAGGCAGCGGAAGAAAUGGUGAAGUUUCAGUUACGACAUGGGAAUGAUCUGUUGGCAAUGGAUGCUCUCAGAGAGUGUGACGUCAACUUAAAAGAACAAGGUCGACUUCUACGACAAGAUGAGUUCUUGGUAUGGCAGGGAAGGUCUCGAAAAUCUCUAAGACAUGUCUUUCUUUUUGAGGAUCUUGUUCUAUUUAGCAAAGCUCGGCGUGACCCAGAACGUAAAAAUCAGGAGAUAUACCAAUACAAACAUAGUUUCAAGAUGACAGACAUUGGUAUGACAGAACAAGUUGGUGACAGUCCAAACAAAUUUGAGAUCUGGUUCCGAAAGAGAAAGCAAAAUGACACAUAUGUUCUUCAAGCUCCCAAUCCUGAGGUCAAACAAGCAUGGGUUUUAGAGACAUCUAAACUGUUGUGGAAGCAGGCACUUAGAAAUAGAGAAAUGCGCCUAGCAGAGAUGUCAUCCAUGGGGAUUGGCAGCAAGCCAUGUUUAGAUAUAAAACCUAAUGAGGAUCAGAUCAGUGACAGAGCUAUAAAUUUUCAGCAGCUCAGCCAAGCUCUUCGGUUCAAGAAUUCCUUUGCUGUUUCAUCACAUGACCAGUUAAGGAACAAUAAGCGACCACACUCCACAAUUUCAAUUAGCAGUUCAUCUUCUUCUGGAAGUAGUUACACUUCAUUCCCACAUACCGGUUCUAUCAACCUGGGAUUUGAACCAGGAGACACACGAUUUUCACAUGGCUAUCGCUCUAUUACCCAGCAAUCACAGUGUUCUACAGAGAGUGGUAUUUCAAUAGACUUGAGCACAGCCGGUGAUUCAUCAUGGGAGUCUGAGAGACCUCACUACAAAAAGGCUGAGCGUAGUGACAGCUUAUUGUCCAAUGACUCUGUAAUUACCAAUUUUCCCAUCUCAGAGUGUCCUACUGCUGAAGAACAAAUGCUAGAAAAACCACACUGGUGUAAUUAAGUACCUGUGGACCAUAAUCUGAGACUAAUCCACAAGGAUAGUUGCCACUGUGCCAAAUUGUACUGGAAGCAUGAAAGUUUCUAGGUAAUGAGAAAAAGGAUUUAGAAGAAAUCUGGAUCAUUAAACAGUGAUUCAUGGCUGUUCCAAUUUAUCAGUCUAAUCAAUAAGAUGAGAUAUUUCCAGUGCCUUUGGAUCAUCGUGUAUAGAACAAGAAGGUGAAAAAGUGACUUUGUUUAACGUGGAUUGUUGAUUUUCCACGUAUAAGCUUGCCUGUGCCAUGGUUUAUGCUGUAUUUUCUUUCUUAUUGUAGUUCAAAAUGAAUACUUAAAAAUACUUGCUCAUUGCACUAUGAUUUCAAUCAAAUAUUAGGAUAAACUUGAACAAAGCAUAUUAAUUAUUUUAAAAACACAAACAAAUUCAAAAACAUUCCUUUAGUGUCAAGAAAUGUUACUUACCACGUUUUACAUAAAAUUUACAGUUUGAUAGUAUAAUGAGUUAACUGUGCUGCACCAAAAUUGUAUGUCGUUUUCUCCUUUACGUAAAAUUAGUAAUGAGUGAGUAUCUGUUUAAAAUCUAAUUGAGAUUAUCUAUUUUGUUUUUUAUCUUAUAGUUGGAUUAGCAUCUUCACACUGGCAUAAGAAUUAAGUAAUAGAGAGAAAGAAAAGGGAUUACAUUUUUUUGUUAACACGUUUGGUUUUAUAAUAUACAAGAAAUUCAUUUUGUAAUAUAAUUUUAGUUUUACAACUUGCUAGUUUUACAAAAAAAAAACAUGUUAAACAAAGAAUUUUUAUUAUAUAUGAAAUGUUUUAACAUGUACAUAGUAUUUAUAUGCUGCAUGAUAAUGUUGAAACAUUAGUAAUUCAUUUCAACUAACCAACUUUAGUAAUCUUGGGUAAUACUAGUAAAGUACUAAAUAUUUGAUUUAUCAGUUAAAACGUUGUUUGAAGAUAUUUAGUAGUACAGAAGAAACUACAGAUUGACUUCCCGUUAAAACCUCAUGACCCAAUCUUACAACCAUUAAACAUAAAGAAUCAAAUUUCUAAUAAUGGUGGACAUUAUUACAGUUUUUAUACAGUUGACCUUAUUUAUAACUUAACUGUUCUUACUGGUUUUAGUUGAGUUACUAACAAUAGCUACUGUUAAUGACACUAACAUAUUGAAUAAUACUAUAAUGUAAUAUUUAUUCUAAUGAAAUAUUUGGGGGAGAACAUGGGUGGAAUAUAUAUUAUAUUACACUAGUACCAGCAGCUGGAAACACUUGCACUUAAUAUACUAGUUUAUUAAUUGUUAUUGAUUCUGUAAUUUUCUGAUGGUGCCAAACUCCACACUGACUGAAAGAUAUUACAAAAAAAUAUGGUUUUCAAAAUUAACUUGUGCUAUUUCUUGAAGCUUGUAUCUCAAAAAUGGUGAAUUAAGGAGUAAAACACAGCGUUUUGUACUAUUAUUUUCUUCAAAGAAAGUGAAUCUAAACAAUAAAAAAAAAAAAUCUAAAAAUUAAAUAAAACUUUUCCCAAAAAGACCAUUAUAAGUGAAUUGCAACAGCCAUGACAAAGCACACCAUUGUUUAAUCGAAUGUAAAAAAGAACAGAAGUCAAGUGAUGAAAAUAAAAAAGUCACUUUUUUUUUACUGUAUAUAUACCUUUGUACAGAAUGUAUUUUUAUUCUAACCAUAAAUAUGUUGUACUUGUAGAUGGUAGCAAAUGCUUUAUGAAGUAAUUGGUGCCAUGUAUCAGUUCAUAGAGACAAAAUAGACUAAGUUUGUUGUCCAUCUGUGAAUAUAUAUAUAUAUAUAUA
Molecule: messenger RNA, 5418 nt
Organism: Limulus polyphemus (Atlantic horseshoe crab)
Lineage: Eukaryota; Metazoa; Arthropoda; Merostomata; Xiphosura; Limulidae
Exons: 21
Coding region: 307-3624 (1105 amino acids)
Molecular function (GO): guanyl-nucleotide exchange factor activity
Source: RefSeq, a predicted model, not a curated record